UCAUCCCGCUGUGCAGGCGCGAGUCGCGUGCGAGUGGAGGGAGGCGAUUGCAUCGUGACCACGUCUCCUCAUCCUCGAGGCAUGUGCCUCGCUCCUCGUGUCGCCGAACCGUGUGGCCGCGUCUCUUCAGGCAUUAACAAAGCAACAACAGCAGCAGCAGCAACAACAGCAGCAGCAGCAACAACAGCAGCAGCAGCAACAACAACAGCAGCAGCAAAGUAACGAAGCCCGGUUUAGUCGUAGGCAAAUCUGUCGUCAUUGAUGCCUUGGCAGAGAACGUGACAUUUUAAGCCCAGGCAGUGAGGAUGGACGUGGGUGACCUGUCAGCGCCCGAGGUGCUGGGCUCGCCGCUGGUGGUGCAGCUGGUGACGUGGGUUGCUCAGUUCGCCAUUGUGUUCGGCGGCAUCGUGCCAUACGUGCCGCAGUACCGCCAGAUCCGGCGCACGCAGAACUCGGAGGGCUUCUCCAGCCACGUGUGCCUCGUGCUGCUGCUCGCCAACAUCCUGCGCGUCCUCUUCUGGUUCGGCCGGCAGUUUGAGUCCGCGUUGCUGCUGCAGAGCUUCGUGAUGAUCGUGGCCAUGCUGCUCAUGCUGCAGCUGUGCACAGCCGUGCAGGGAUCCUUGGACCUCACCACCAAGCGCCACUACUUCUCAGACCUCGACCUGCGCUACUUCUGGCAGUGGAGCCGCUUCCUCGACUACCUCCAGUUCGUGGCGGCGUUCUCGCUGCUGGCAGCGGGCGCCACCUUCGCGCUGCUCGACCUGGCUGCGUACGUUGAGGCCCUGGGCUUCCUGGCGACGUUCUCCGAGGCCAUGCUCGGCACGCCGCAGCUCUACCGCAACUACCGCAAUCGCUCUACCGAGGGCAUGAGCGUGGUGAUGGUGCUGAUGUGGACGAGCGGCGACACGUUCAAGACGGUGUACUUCCUGGCGCGCGAAGCGCCGCCACAGUUCUGGGUGUGCGGCCUGAUGCAGGUGUUCGUGGACAUGGCGAUCUUGGGACAGGUGUUUCACUACGGCCGGAUCCCGCGCCACACCUCCGCCCACGCUGCCUCAGCCGGAACCGGGAAGGCCUUGUGGAGAUAGGGACAGUGUUGACGCUCUAAAGGUGUGUGUGGCUAAAGCACCUGCACUUGAAUACUACCCAAGGUGUGCGUACGAUCAACAAGAUGAUUGACUUGGGCCUGAUCUCUCGUGGACGUCGUGAUCAGUGACGCCUCUUCGUGUCAUCGCCAGGAAAACGAUGUCCCACCUUAACGUUGACCUUGGGACUGCGUUGCAGCCGGAGCGCGCUUACAUGCCAUAUAUUUUGAACACGUUUAAUUUUGUUUUACCGUGGAAAGCUGCUGCUGCUUUUGUACGUCGGUUCACGUUUAACGGAUACAAAUCCUCGUGCUUUUGCACCGCCAUUCUUGUUUGUGUAUGUACAUAGCGUUACUUAUAAAUGAAGAACUAUUUCAAGAACUGAUUUGUGUGUUUACUUUGGUAAGAAGAUAUAUUUGUAAAUCGGUGUUUGGCAUAAUAAUGGUACUCCAUCCGAUGGGUUGGUGGGGAAUUUGAUAAUUGUGUGGUUAUAUUAAAUAGUGUGCACUGCUUGUGGCAAAUGUGUGUCUGCUAUGUGGCUGGUGGUUCAAUGAUCAUUUAACUCGAUUUCAAGUGUUGUUACUGCAGAGACUGGGUGGUCUACGUGUGCAUUAUGGACCCAAAAUGUGUUACUUUUCUAUUUAAUACAUCCCCGUCUUAUCGUUUGGCCUGUCUUCUGAGAAAAUGUGUAUCGUGUUUUAUUAUUUAUACCAGAGAUUUGAGCUGUGCGGGAAAACGAGAAACAAAACAUGAAAUAAAGACAAACAAAAUAAACGUUCUAUUUACUUG
This is a messenger RNA of Lethenteron reissneri (Far Eastern brook lamprey), 1871 nucleotides long. It is a transcript of the gene SLC66A2, whose product is annotated as solute carrier family 66 member 2. Gene Ontology annotation, cellular component: trans-Golgi network; endosome. NCBI's taxonomy places the organism in Eukaryota, Metazoa, Chordata, Hyperoartia, Petromyzontiformes, Petromyzontidae. The record is from RefSeq and is a predicted model, not a curated record. Gene Ontology annotation, biological process: retrograde transport, endosome to Golgi; phospholipid translocation.